CGCGCCUGGUGCCAAAGGCACCUCGCAGCUGCCCCAGGCUGCGCUCAGUCCCACAUAUCCAUGGACCAGCUCGCGAACUACGACUCGGAUAGCGGCAGCUCGGACCCCGGCGACUCUGCCCCGGCGUCCAAGCGGCCGCGUGCGGCGCCGCCUCCUCCGCCGCUGCAUCGCCUGCCGUCGCCGCCAAUCGAGUUGCCGCCGCCGCCGCUCGACUCCCCUCAGGCGGACGAGGCUCCGCGCCCGGUGCGCCAGUUUCCGCACGUCGACGGGCAGUACGCGACGCACGUCUUCUUGCCCCUCCGCCCCGGGACCGCCCUGCAGGGGGAGAUUGACGCCGCGGUGGCACGGCUGGGCUGCGGGGCGCAAGGCGACGCGGGGUGUCGGCCGGGCGUACAGAGGCUGGCCGCGUCCGAGUACCACGUCUCGCUCUCCCGCACGCUCACAUUGCGGCGACCGCAGCUUGACGCCUUUGCCGAAGCGCUCAGAUUCGCGCUCAAGAGGUGCGCCGCCCCCACCCUGCAGAGCGGUUCGCUCUGCGAGCUCGCAAACGACAGCCGCACGCGCUUCUUCGCCGCCGUCGAGGUGCGCGACUCCGCCGGCGGCGGCGGCGGCGGCGGUGCUGGGUCGGCCGCUGUGGCAGGCGGCGGGGCGGCGGGCGCGUCGGGUGCGCGGGAGGACGCGCCGGUCGGAGGCAGGUUCACGGCUGGCCUAGAGGUCUGCCCGAGCUUGCGCGAGAGUAGGCGCGCUGGUCGAUGCGGUCGACCGAGUCGUCACGGCGUACGGCGGAGAAGCUUUCUACGCGGAGCGGCGGCGCCGAGAUGUAGCCGAGAGACAGCCGGGAGACAGCCGAGAGACAGCCGGGAGACAGCCGAGAGACAGCCGGGAGACAGCCGAGACACAGCCGAGACACAGCCGGGAGACAGCCGAGACACAGCCGAGACACAGCCGGGAGACAGGCCCGUUUCCCUCCUCGCGGCCUCCCUCUCCUCUCGCAAAUUGCGCGGGAGGGUUGUGACCCGGCGGCGACCCGGCACGCACAGCCUCCACCUCUCGGUCGCGUGCUCAAUCUCGGGGAAUCUCGGGGGAUCUCGGGGGAUCUCGGGGAAUCUCGCACAGGCUCCACUUCUCGGUCGCGUGGGCGCUCUCUCCUCUCGGGCUCUGCAAGGGGCCGAGGGCGGGCGGCGGCGGCGGCGGCGGCGGCAGGAGCGGCGGGAGCGGCGGCGGCGGCGGCGGCGGUGGAAGCAGGAGCGAGUUCGGUGCUUGUGGAGUCGGGGCGGGUGGCUCGGGCGAGCUGCGGGCGGCUCGGCUGGCGGGGCACGCCCUGCGCUCCCGCGAGGUGGUGUGCCGGAUGGGGGAGCGAGAGCUAACGUUUCAGCUACCGCGCUGAGAGUAGAGGCUCAGGCGGGGGCGUUCCGUUUUCAUCUCCGGGUGUCUCUGUAUGUAGCAACUGAUGUGCG
Molecule: messenger RNA, 1457 nt
Organism: Emiliania huxleyi CCMP1516
Lineage: Eukaryota; Haptophyta; Isochrysidales; Noelaerhabdaceae
Exons: 5
Biological process (GO): U6 snRNA 3'-end processing
Cellular component (GO): nucleus
Molecular function (GO): 3'-5'-RNA exonuclease activity
Source: RefSeq, a predicted model, not a curated record